GGAGCCCCUCACAGAUGAACUGCCAGACCCGUUUGGUGUGAGUGGACGCUAUACAUAAUAAAGGAAUCCAAACACUUCAUCUUUACUGUCUGCGGUUUCACGUCCCGAGUGAGCGCUUCCGAAUCGUGGGUCGCUGGCCAAGCAACUGAUCCGUAAUGGCUCCCGUCGCUCGUCUCUGUAAAAACGGUUUGGGCAUGGAGGAGGAAGAAUUGUAUGCCAUUAAAAGUGAUAGAAAGACGCGAAAACCUUUAGUGGAGAAGAAGAGACGAGCGCGCAUCAAUGAAAGCCUGCAGGAGCUGCGGACACUGCUCGCAGAUAACGAUACAAAGAUCGAGAACGCAGAAGUGCUUGAUAUGACAGUGAAACGAGUUGAAAACAUCCUACAGAACCGUUCUCAGGAGGCUGAAGCUAUGAACCGUGAGGCCAGUGAGAGAUUCGCCGCAGGUUAUAUCCAGUGCAUGCAUGAGGUGCACACCUUUGUGUCAACGUGCUCAGGGAUCGAUGCCAAUGUGGCAGCUGAGCUGCUCAAUCACCUGCUCGAGUGCAUGCCGUUAAACGAGGACAAACUUCAAGAGAUGAUCAUGGAUCUCAUAUCAGAGCCUCACUCUUCCAGUGAAUCAUGGCCAGCUGGAGAAGCAUUGAGUCCAGGAGGCCACAGUGUGUCCGACCUGUCCUCAGUACAUUCCCCAUCCCUGUCAAACCCUUCCAGUGUGGAUAUCUGCUCCGAUCUUGAGGAGACAGAGCCAGAAGCGAGCCCAGCAUCAGCCGAGGAUAGCCUGAACUCCACCAUCACACAAUCCAAGUUCAUGUGGAGGCCAUGGUAGAGACACUUCUCAAAGGACCAUUCAUUUUCAAUAUUUUCCUUCAUACUUUACUUAGUCCUGAAUUGGAACAUGGUGGAAUUGUGCUCUCAUCAGAUUCUCACGUGGAUUUUACAUGCACAGGUUGAUAUAGUGGGAAAUGGCAUCGUCUCAUUGAUCAAUAUGGAGUGACUGAAAUAUUCCUUGAAUAACUGCAUAUUCACGCAAACAUGAUGGACUUGGUCAGGUUUUCUCCAGAAAUUGAUGUUUAACAGCUCUUUCAGAAACUGAAUUCCGGAUUUUAUUGCCUUAUUAAGCCAACUGUAAUAGCUUAUACUAUAGAGAAAAGUGAAAAAGUUUGGUUUUGGUAGGAGAAAAAGAUGUUUUGUGUCUUUGUAGACCUAGUUAAGAGUACUAGAAUGUCACAGUUUGAGAGAUUGUCACAGAUUAAGCCUAUUGUAAAUAUGGUUUUCAUGGCUACCAUGUAGUAAUUAUAAUAAUUUUUUUUUUUUUUUUUUAAGAUUAUGUACUGUAGGGUUUUGAAAUAAUAAAAAAAUAUUUAA
Myxocyprinus asiaticus (Chinese sucker) is the source of this 1363-nucleotide messenger RNA. RefSeq names its product transcription cofactor HES-6-like. The record is from RefSeq and is a predicted model, not a curated record. Bases 156 to 824 code for a protein of 222 amino acids. The transcript is spliced from 4 exons. Gene Ontology annotation, cellular component: nucleus. Lineage: Eukaryota; Metazoa; Chordata; Actinopteri; Cypriniformes; Catostomidae. Gene Ontology annotation, molecular function: protein dimerization activity; DNA-binding transcription factor activity, RNA polymerase II-specific; RNA polymerase II cis-regulatory region sequence-specific DNA binding. Gene Ontology annotation, biological process: regulation of transcription by RNA polymerase II; anterior/posterior pattern specification; regulation of neurogenesis.